GAUAACCAUAGGCUAACCUGAUGCGCUACAGAUCACUUCACUCAAGUCUUCCAGAGGCAUUCAGCACCAUCCCAAAGACAGCAGCCCUCUCAGUCUCCAGUCGCUCAUCUAGCAUGUCUUUUCUGCUUAUCACGGUCUUAUCUUCACUUGUGGUAGGGGAUGCUGAAGCGUGGGGCGUCAGUGUAAAGUACGCGGUAAACUGUCCGGACAGAUGCAACCCAGCCGCGUGCGGGACGCAACGCUGCGCACGGACCGUCCUGGAUGACUGCGGAUGUUGCCAAGUCUGUGCUGCCGGCAGAGGCGAGCACUGCUACCGCACAGUGUCUGGGAUGCACGGGGUGAAGUGUGGACCUGGCUUAUUCUGCGAGUUCUACAAGGAUGAAGAUGAUUAUGGAGAUGAAUAUGGAGUCUGCAAAGACUGUCUCUUUGGAACUUAUGGGGUUGAAUGCCGCAAAACAUGUAACUGCAAAGGGGGGAUCUGUGACCGAGAGACAGGAGCAUGUCUAACUCUCCGCUUUUUUGGCAAACUUACUAGCAAACUCAAACCUGAAAUACAAGCAGCAGAGGCUGGAUCUGGUGAAUUGAGCACUCAACAGAACACAGUGCAACACUCAGUCAAAGCUCCCAAGUGGCUCAACCCUCGCUGACCAGCAAUGAGCCGACUGGAGUCACCUGUGUAAAUGUAGCAUUAACUUAUGAAUCAUAUGAUCUGAAUAUGUAUUUUAUUCACUUUAAACAAUAUUGGCCUCCACUAUAACUGCAUUUUGUAAUAGGCCUAUGUAAACAUAAAAGGAAACAAGAAGCAAUGUACAGCACAAACUCAUCUAAAUAUAAAUUCUGUGAAUGUUAUUAAAAC
Boleophthalmus pectinirostris (great blue-spotted mudskipper) is the source of this 856-nucleotide messenger RNA. It is a transcript of the gene esm1, whose product is annotated as endothelial cell-specific molecule 1. Gene Ontology annotation, cellular component: extracellular region. NCBI's taxonomy places the organism in Eukaryota, Metazoa, Chordata, Actinopteri, Gobiiformes, Gobiidae. The coding region runs from base 21 to 647 and encodes 208 amino acids. The record is from RefSeq and is a predicted model, not a curated record. The transcript has 3 exons.